GCUGUAGCUAGCUGCCUGGGUCUGUGUGCACCGAGGCCAGGCGCUUCUCCGCUGCCUGGCCGCAGAGCGGGGCAAGACACACCGGAGCCAGCCGAGUCCAGGUUCCUGAUCCCGAGGAGGUGGAUGGGGGGUGUUUCCCAAGCCGCGAGGAGCCAAGCCGGGGAGAGGCAGGCGCUGUAACUUCGCCAUGGGCUGCUGGAGGCACCGGGGGGGCAGGCAGCUGCUGCAUGGAGUUUAAAGGGAGCCCGGCCUGGGGAGAUGGAGCACUGACGGCCCCGGGGCGCACCUGUCCCACUGCCGGAGAUUGAUACAAAGUCUCACUCCUCUGUCCCUCCCCCCGUCCCAUGCCCCCCCAAGAACAGGGGAGCCGCUGGGACCCCGCGAAAGCCACCGGGUGCCUCGGGGGGCUGCAUGUUUUCUACCCACUUUGUGUGUGACCGGAGAUUGCUCGUCUUGGGCGGAGAAAAAUAAACCACCAACGCGCCCCCGGCCAGCAGCGACCUGGAGGGGGGCAGAGAGAGCCAGGGGAGAAAACCUGUAGCGGCGGAGGCGCCUGCUUGAAAGGGAGAAGAUGCCAUUCCACCAUGUAACGGCUGGCUUGUUAUACAAGGGGAACUACCUGAAUCGAUCGCUCUCUGCUGGCAGUGACAGUGAACAGCUAGCCAAUAUCUCUGUGGAGGAAUUGGAUGAAAUCCGUGAAGCCUUUCGGGUGCUGGACAGGGAUGGGAAUGGCUUUAUCUCCAAGCAGGAGCUGGGCAUGGCUAUGCGUUCUUUGGGAUACAUGCCUAGUGAGGUGGAAUUGGCAAUUAUCAUGCAGCGCCUUGAUAUGGAUGGGGAUGGCCAGGUUGAUUUUGAUGAAUUUAUGACCAUUCUUGGACCUAAGCUGGUAUCUUCAGAAGGGAGAGAUGGUUUUCUUGGAAAUACAAUAGACAGCAUAUUCUGGCAGUUUGACAUGCAAAGGAUAACGCUGGAAGAGCUCAAACAUAUUCUGUAUCAUGCAUUCCAGGACCAUUUAACAAUGAAGGACAUUGAAAACAUCAUCAUCAACGAAGAGGAGAGUUUAAAUGAAAACUCUGGCAACUGCCAACCAGAGUUUGAAGUUCACUCCCAGAAACAGAACAGACAGACCUGUGUACGGAAGAGCCUUAUAUGUGCAUUUGCCAUGGCCUUUAUUAUAAGUGUCAUGUUGAUUGCAGCCAACCAGAUCCUCCGGAGCGGCAUGGAAUAGCCUUUCACCAUAACACUGUGAACCAAACUAACCAUGCAUGCGCAUGCCAAUGGGUGAACUUUUUCCUCAAUCAACUUUGAAAAGGGAAAGAAAGGCGGGCAGAUAAAGAACCAGUCGACAAGGAACCCGAGACCAGCAGUGUAAUAUGGCUUGUGAAUCAACUACAUCCUCUUGGCAGGGACAUAAAAGGGCUGUCUUAAUGCUUUAAUGGUUUUGUUUCCUAAUGCAAUAAACAUACAGGAGUCCUGAAUUAUUGCUUCAAAACAGCGGUGGUAACUUGGAGGACUCACUUUCGUCCAGAGUUAUAUUUUGUGAUUCUGAAGAAGCGCAGCCUCACGCGCUAUUUUUGUGGGCUGUCUUUUAACCUAGGGGCCAACAGACUAUUUCGAGCAGCUUUCCAGGGGUUCUACAUUCCUAGGAAGUCGAUCAUAGUGUAGCCACAAGCAAAUACAGUUUGUUUUACUUCACAUACUUUGCUGCGUUUUCCCUUAUGACUGUGCCCUCAAGCUUACGGCAUUGGAGGGGAGCUAGAAAGUCUUGUAUAGUAUUUUCAAAUUUUAAAAAGGAAAAUUUGCUAGUAUUGUGCAAUUUCUAUUUUUUUGUUUUUAAACCCACCUUUGACACAAGAUUGUGGGGGAAGCACUGUGUGUGAUUUUUUUCUGUUUCAAUCAGGGCUUUUAAAAAAAAAAAAAAAAAACUUGCUUUAGCACAUGGGCAUUUUAAAAAAAUCUGUGCACAGUCUUCCUACUGAGUCUGCAACCAGCGCUAUCAAUUAAAGAUCAUCAUAUUUGGCUCCAUCUGUGCAUCAAAUGUCACUUGUUUUCAAUCAAACUCGCUUUUGCCCUUGCUCUAAAUUGGUCUUGCACAAGCUUCUCAGACACCAAAAUCACAGGAGAACUCUUCCGAGAAAAACAAUAUUUUUUGAGUCCUGGCUCUAAUCACAUGCCUUGUUAUGGAAAUGAGGUAUCAGAAGUCUCUGUGCUAGGCACCUCCUGUAAAAAAAAAA
Trachemys scripta elegans is the source of this 2234-nucleotide messenger RNA. RefSeq names its product calneuron 1 (gene CALN1). Gene Ontology annotation, molecular function: calcium ion binding. The transcript is spliced from 6 exons. Lineage: Eukaryota; Metazoa; Chordata; Testudines; Emydidae. Bases 572 to 1228 code for a protein of 218 amino acids. The record is from RefSeq and is a predicted model, not a curated record.